GACAAUUACAACAAGCUUUCCUACUGUUCUUUUACGAACAAACCACCGAGUAGCUACGAUUUUCCACCUAGUCUGCGACUUACAGCAGGCGACUGGUGCAUUCAAAUGACCAUCCUCCCUCUUCUCAUAAACGCAGCUGCCUGGGCAUGGGCAAGCGCCGCCAAACGCCUCCCGCCACCCCCGCCCGGCGUCUGCUGAGCUUGGUAUUGUCUUCGCUUUCUGCCCGGGGUUUGCUGCAAGAGCCGCCGCCGCCAAGUGGGAAGGGUGGGGCUAAGGCACAUGAUUUUCCUCUCCGUGGGGAAGUAAGUACUGUACAGUAUUUCUGGCUGAGCUUGCCGUUUUCUCCUUCCCUUUCACCUGGAGCGAAGCGGAGAAGCGCGAGGCGUUCGGUCGGGGCACUGCCAAGGCAGCUAUUUAAGAGUCCAGUUCGCACUGUCCCCCUUCGGCGGCUGCACUACCUGAGUAGUACGUCCUCCGGAGCAUCCGAAAAAGCUUCUUACUGUCAAGGAUUCUGCAGACUCCUGAUGCUGCUCAUCCUGGCAAUCUCUUUGGCGCUCACAUACAGUGUUGUGUAUGGGAGCAUUUCCUGCUAUGACGACUCUGGGAAGCCUGUGGACUGGUUUAUUGUUUACAAGCUGCCCAAGUCCCACCACAGCUCCCCAGUAAAAGGCAUGCGGUACAUGUAUCAAGAUGGACGUACCCAGGGCUGGGUGCAAGGCAGGAGCUUGAUGAACAGUACUGAGGGAGCUGUGGGCAGAACACUGAAUCAGCUGUACCUGGAGGCAGCAAACAGGCAGAGGGAGAAAGAGAUGGCCUAUGUCCUGUACAACGAUGAACCUCCAAAGGAGAAUUUUUCUGGUUCUAAGGGUCAUACAAAAGGGGUCAUCCUCCUGGACAGAACUCAAGGAUUCUGGCUUGUUCAUAGCACACCUCGGUUUCCUCCCAGACUGGAUGAGAAGGAGUAUGCAUGGCCCCACACUGCCCUGACUUACGGACAGAGCUUUCUGUGUGUCACCUACCCCUAUAGCCAGUUCAAAGCCAUAGGGAAUCAGCUGCUCUUCACGGAGCCCCAUGUCUAUGAUUAUCAGGUGCAAGGGGUCUUUGCCCAGGAUCUGCCUGCCUUAUUGAAUGCUUCUGAGGGAAAACAUGUUCGGGAGGAGCCAUGGAACUCCCAGGUGACACUGACAUCAAAAGGGGGCAAGGAAUUUGUCAGCUUCGCAAAAUUCAGUUUCUUUGAUGAUGAUCUGUACUCUGGCUGGUUGGCCCAGGCUCUUGCUACUGAUCUCUAUGUUGAGUUCUGGCUCAAGUCUCACGGGGUUUUGGCAUCCAACUGCUCUGGACAGUACAGAGUCUACAAUGUGGAGAAACUUGCAUUCCAGGACCCAGCUACCACCUUCUUUUCCACGUCUGACCAUUCCAAGUGGUGUGUUGGAACAGAAAGUGAUUCGGGGUGGGUGGGCAGAGGAGAAACAAAACAAUGUUUUACUGAAGAAAAGAUUCGGAUUCCUGCCUUUUUCACUUGUCAUCAGAGUGAGAUGAUGCCCCUAGCUGUAUGCAUCUUUCAGCAAUUAUUGAAAAAGGAGAAAAAGGAGCAAUUCUUAAAGCUGAAAGGGAUAGUAUCCUCAACAAUUUUUUUAAAAUUAGGAACAUGGAGAGAGAUAGUUAGUAUAUCAGUAUGGAUUCUGUAG
Molecule: messenger RNA, 1688 nt
Organism: Ahaetulla prasina
Lineage: Eukaryota; Metazoa; Chordata; Lepidosauria; Squamata; Colubridae
Gene: DNASE2
Product: deoxyribonuclease 2, lysosomal
Exons: 7
Coding region: 147-1688 (513 amino acids)
Biological process (GO): apoptotic DNA fragmentation
Molecular function (GO): deoxyribonuclease II activity
Source: RefSeq, a predicted model, not a curated record